CCGUCCCAUUGCAGCUCGACCAGUCAGUCGGUUUAACCCCUUGAAGUCACUCGGAUACCCUCAGUCUUGGAAAACCCCCAACUGGGCUUUUCUUACUCGACGAACCCACGACAAGACACCAUCAGCGCCAACCAACUGACCGAGAGCGUCUCACAACUCGGCCCGUCAUGGCGCUCCCUCCCAAGUGGUACCAGUUCCUUGUGAGCGUUUUCGCCUCGCUCGGUUCCUUCAACUAUGGUUAUGACUUGGGUGUCAUUGCCUCUGCCAUUGCCUCGGCUUCCUUCAAGACCAAGUUCGGCGAAGAUCCCAACGAGAUUGGUGCUGUCGUCUCCGUCUUCACCGGAGGUGGUUUCAUCGGCGCCGGUCUUGCCGGUCCCACCGGUGACAAACUCGGCCGUAAACUGACCAUCCUCAUCGGCGCUUCCAUCUUCGUUCUCGGCGGCGCUCUCCAGGCCGCAGCCCAGUCUCUGGCCUUCCUCUACGCCGGCCGCGCCCUCGCUGGUAUCGGUGUCGGUUUCUUGACCAUGAUUAUCCCCAUGUACCAGGCCGAACUAUGCCACCCCAGUAUCCGUGGACGAGUUACCGCUCUGCAACAAUUCAUGCUCGGUGUUGGUGCCCUUGCCGCCGCCUGGAUCUCAUACGGCACCUACAUCGGAUUCGCCGAGGACGAUAACAACCAGUGGCGUGUCAGUCUGGGUAUCCAGUGCAUCCCCGGUGGUAUCCUCGCUCUGCUCAUUCUGCUGUUCCCCGAGUCUCCCCGUUGGCUCAUCGACCACGGCCGCGUCGACGAGGGACUCCAGACCCUGGCCAAGCUCCACGCGCACGGCGACGUCAACGAUGCUUGGGUCCGCGCCGAGUUCGACCAGAUCCAAGAGUCCAUCGCUGUCGAGCACGAGGGCUCCGCCAAGUCCUACAAGGAACUGUUCACCGACAAGUCCUGCUUCCGCCGCCUCUUCCUUGCCUGCGCCCUGCAAGCGUCCAUCCAGAUGACUGGCGUCAGUGCCAUCCAGUACUACUCGGUCGCCAUUUACGAGAAGAUUGGCAUCGCCGGCGACGAGACUCUCCGCUACCAGGCCAUCUCCUCCGUCAUCGCCCUCGUUGCCCAGUUCCUCUGCAUGAUGCUCAUCGACAAGACCGGCCGCCGCUGGCCCUUGAUCUUGGGCAACAUCGGCAACUGCAUCACCUUCAUCAUUGCCACCAUCCUGCUCGCCAAGUUCCCCCCCGGCUCCGAGAACGCCAGCGGAAGCGCCGCAUGGGGCUUCAUUGCCAUGACCUGGCUCUACAACUUCAGCUUCAGCGCCACUUGCGGUCCUCUCUCGUGGAUCAUCCCUGCCGAGAUCUUUGACAUGAAGACUCGUUCCAAGGGUGUCUCGAUCGCCACCAUGAUCUCGUACGCUUUCAACACCCUCAUCGGUCAGACGACCUCUGUGGCUCUGGACGACAAGAGCGGAAUCGGCUGGCGCUGGUACAUUCUCUUCAUUGUGUGCAACUUCACCAACGCCAUCUUCUUCUGGGCCUUCCUUCCCGAGACCGCCAGACGUCCCCUUGAGGAGAUGAGAUACCUGUUCACCGAGGCACCCCUCUUCAUCCCGACGUUGGACAUGAAGACCGUCGAGACGCACGACCUCGAGCGAAGAGUCGAGGCUGUCGAGCAGAAGCGGGAGAACCUUUGAGGCAUCUCAUCCGAAUCACAAACACGAUAUAAUACCCCACAUACCCCAUAGAUAGUACUUAAUGUCACAUUGAGCGUUCUAGUCUGUCUAACUAAAGAUCCAACGCCCUGCCAACCAAUGGUAUCCAAACGCUGCCCACCGGGUAUACUUGCCCAUAUCCACUCUCAUGUUCUUGACUUGCACUGUUCCUUGCGCAAAGAGAAAUUCCUCCGUGCCGAUGCCCUGUCAGAUGUGUCGGGGCACUUGUUGCUCCGUAGCGCCUUUUGCCAACAUGCUCCAGCGCCCUUCACACUCAGAUGUUCCCUGUGACACUGACC
Colletotrichum destructivum is the source of this 1990-nucleotide messenger RNA. Its product is annotated as Putative major facilitator, sugar transporter, major facilitator superfamily. Gene Ontology annotation, molecular function: carbohydrate:proton symporter activity. Lineage: Eukaryota; Fungi; Ascomycota; Sordariomycetes; Glomerellales; Glomerellaceae. Gene Ontology annotation, cellular component: membrane. The transcript is spliced from 4 exons. Gene Ontology annotation, biological process: transmembrane transport; carbohydrate transport. The coding region runs from base 168 to 1673 and encodes 501 amino acids. The record is from RefSeq and is a predicted model, not a curated record.